Messenger RNA from Auanema sp. JU1783, 600 nucleotides. Lineage: Eukaryota; Metazoa; Nematoda; Chromadorea; Rhabditida; Rhabditidae. The record is from the annotation of a GenBank genome assembly.
AUGUUCUUUGCCCUUUGCUUGGGAAAUAUUUUAGUUCCCGCGUUUUUUGUUUAUUACUUCUCUGUCAGCUAUGACAGUAAUCAAGCUCGGAAACAUCUUCUUAAAGACUGUCCACACUUCUUUCCAAUACUGUCAUAUGAGUAUCUGUAUUUGUAUCAUCCACGGACUGCGGAUUCUCUCUUAUUUCUACUAAUAUUUUUUCCUGUUUUCAAUAUCUUAACAUUUGGUUCCAUAUUUCUGUACUGCAUCAGAGUAUACAUCGAGAAGUCAAAGUUUUUCUCGAAAACUACAAAACAGUUACAUAUUCGUCUUAUCAUCAACAUGGCCUUAACAGUUUUAAUUCCCACUCUAUCUCAUGGAUCACUUUUAGUUGUAACGAACGUAUUGAUACGCAACAAACUUGAGCUGGAUUUAUGGAUUCCAACAUUAUCCUGGUUUACGGGAUCUACUCAUGGUAUCAUGAAUUGUGUAGCAUUGGUUAUGUUGAACGAUUACUAUCGCAAAAGACUAAAAUAUGAUAUUCGGUUCCUCUUCUGUUCAACUGUGAAGAAGUUCAUUCCCGCGGCCAAGGUGUCCGUCGGAAUCUCCGUCAUCCUUUAG